Messenger RNA from Ascoidea rubescens DSM 1968, 1798 nucleotides. RefSeq names its product MFS transporter. Lineage: Eukaryota; Fungi; Ascomycota; Saccharomycetes; Ascoideales; Ascoideaceae. The record is from RefSeq and is a predicted model, not a curated record. Gene Ontology annotation, molecular function: transmembrane transporter activity. Gene Ontology annotation, cellular component: membrane. Bases 79 to 1671 code for a protein of 530 amino acids. Gene Ontology annotation, biological process: transmembrane transport. The transcript has a single exon.
AAGAGCUGCUUUUUUCUUUUUCUUUUUCAGCUUAAUGACAAAAAACAACUAGAAGAAAAAUAACCUACACAAUUUAUCAUGGCUAUUCAGAGUUUACUAGACGAACAAAAAAAAAAUGAUGAAGAAAAUUUAAGUGAUUUAAAAGAAAUUAAAGAUAUAAAAGAUCAAGAAAGUCAACAAAAUAGCAAAGAUGAAGAAGAAUUUGAAAUUGAACAAGAAAACAACUCAAAUAAUAAUCAUAAAACAAUCUUUUCGUGGAAUGAAGAUAAUGAUCAAGAUAAUCCUAGAAACUGGAUCCAUAAAAGAAAACUAAAUACAAUUAUUAUUUCAAGUGCAUAUACAUUUCUUUCACCAGCUUGCUCAUCAAUGUUAUCCCCAGCUAUUUCAGAUAUUUCAGUUGAAUUUAAUAUUCAAGAGGAUGUUAUUAAAUCCUUGUUGGUUUCUAUAUUUAUUUUGCCUUGGGCAUUUGUUCCAUUGUUUAUGUCACCAAUUUCAGAGAUGUAUGGUAGAAAAAAACUUUUAAAUUACUCGAUUUGGUUUAUGUUUUGCUUCAAUCUUGGUUGUGCUUUAAGUAAAAAUACCACACAAUUAAUUGUAUUUAGAUUUUUAGCAGGAUGUGGUGGAGCAGCACCAUUAGCAGUUGGAGCAGGUGUAAUCGGCGAUUUAUUUUCAGCUAGAGAAAGAAAUUUUUGGGGUUGUAUCUAUGCAAUUGGCCCAAUUUCAGGUCCCACUAUUAGUCCAAUUUUAUCGGGAUUUAUUGUUCAAUAUACAGAUUGGAGAUGGGUUUUUUGGGUUCAAUUAAUUAUUAAUGGUAUAGCUGGAAUAAUUGGAAGCUUUUUCUUGGAGGAAACAUAUGCACCAGUAAUUUUGAAAGAAAAAUUAUUAAAUUUCAUAAAAGAAAACAAAGAUUUUAUUGAUGUGACUAAAGAGUUUAAAACAAUAUAUGAGAUAAAUCAACUGAAUGACAAAAAGCACUUGUUUUAUUUCAACAUUAUGAGACCAUUUAAACUUUUGUUUUUGCAUCCUAUUAUUAUUGGGCUAGGUAUUUAUAUGGCUAUAAUGUAUGGGUUGAUGUAUUUAAUGAUUUGCACAUUUCCAAACGUUUGGGGUAAUAUUUAUGGUUUCAAUAAAAGCAUUUCAGGAUUAAUGUUUUUUGCAUUAGCAAUAGGAUAUAUUGGUGGAUUACCAAUUUGGAAUUACAUUAUUAGCAAAGAUUAUGAAAGAAAAAUUAAAGAAAAUAAUAAUCAAAUACCAAAACCUGAAGCAAGAUUGAAAUAUCUAUACUGGUCAGGUAUUAUAUCGCCAACUUCAUUAUUAAUUUAUGGAUGGAUGAUUGAGAAGAAAUACCAUUGGGUUUUGCCAGCAAUAUUUUGUUCAACUUUUGCAUUCGCAAUAAUUUGCAUGUUUCAAACAAUCUCGAGUUAUUUAAUUGAUAUGAACCCGAGAUUUGCAGCAUCAUCAAUAGCAGCAGCAACUUUUCUAAGAUCAGUUUUCGGUUUUACCUUUCCAUUAUUUGUAAACUAUAUGUUUAGAUCAAAAUUGAAAUAUGGAUGGAGCAACACAAUAUUUAGUUUGAUUGGAUUUAUGUUUGGAAUACCAUUUCCCAUUUUUGUGUAUAAAAGAGGCGAAAGACUAAGAGAAUGGGCUAAUAGGUAUAUAGAAAGUUGGUAAAGACCUAUAUUUAAUUAAAUAUAUUGGCAUUUUUUUUCAGUUAUUACUAUUUAUUUUAUAUAUAUGACAAUAGAAAUUCAGAGGCUUAAUAAAGUGGGUUCGUUUCCGUCUAUUGUUGUUGUUUAUA